Molecule: messenger RNA, 672 nt
Organism: Schistocerca nitens (vagrant locust)
Lineage: Eukaryota; Metazoa; Arthropoda; Insecta; Orthoptera; Acrididae
Product: acanthoscurrin-2-like
Exons: 2
Coding region: 1-672 (223 amino acids)
Source: RefSeq, a predicted model, not a curated record
AUGAGGGUGGUAGUUCAACUGAACGAGAGCUACUGGACUGAAGGUGACUGCGGGGGAGGAGGUCCAUGUGGAGAUGGAGAUAUAAGUUUAAAUGCAGCUGGAAAUGGAGGUGGAGCUGCAGGUGGAGCUGGAGGUGGAGUUGGAGGUGGAGGUGGAGUUGGAGGUGGAUUUGGAGCUGGAUUUGUAGGUGGAGGUGGAUUUGGAGGUGGAUUUGUAACUGUAAAUGAAGGUGUAGGAGAAGGUGUGGCUGGAGGUGGAGGUGGAUGGGGAGGUGGGUGGGGAGGUGGGUGGGGAGAUGGUGAUCAUAGUUUGGUAGGUGGAGGUGGAGGUGGAGGUGGAGGUGGAGGUGGAGGUGGAGGUGGAGGUGGAGUUGGAGGUGGAGUUGAAGGGGGAUUUGUAGGUGGAGGGGGGGGUGUAGGUGAAGGUGGAGGUGGAUUUGGAGGGAUAAUUCUAAAUGGCAGUGUUAGUAUAGUUGGAGGUGGAGGUGGGGGUGGAGUUGGAGGUGGAGUUGGAGGUGGAGGGGGAUUUGUAGGUGGAAGUGGGGGUGUAGGUGAAGGUGGAGGUGGAUUUGGAGAGAUAACUCUAAAUGGCAGUGUUAGUAUAGGUGUAGGAGAAGGUGUGGCUGGAGGGGGAGGUGGGUGGGGAGGUGGGUGGGUAGGUGGGCAUAGUUAG